Molecule: messenger RNA, 8885 nt
Organism: Pygocentrus nattereri (red-bellied piranha)
Lineage: Eukaryota; Metazoa; Chordata; Actinopteri; Characiformes; Serrasalmidae
Gene: vwf
Product: von Willebrand factor
Exons: 52
Coding region: 140-8626 (2828 amino acids)
Biological process (GO): cell-substrate adhesion; blood coagulation
Cellular component (GO): extracellular matrix
Molecular function (GO): protein binding
Source: RefSeq, a predicted model, not a curated record
UUCAAUGCCAGGGCUCUGGUUAUGUCGCCAAAGUUGUGAGACAUACAGGAACAGAAAAACUAGGGGAGAACUGGGGACAAAACUACAAGACAAGAGACAGGAACCCAGCAGGUGACAAGAGGCGCAUUCUGUCCUUGAGAUGGAGAGGCUUCAGCUGAGAGGAUGGAAUGCAGUCACAUGGCUUUUCAUCCUCCAUUUAGCAGGUUGUGUGUCAGCGGUGAAGUCCGCUCGCUGUAGCCUGUUUGGCCGGCAGCACAUACACACCUUUGAUGGAGUCAUUUAUGAGUUCCCUGGGGACUGUAGUUAUAUGCUGGCUGGAGACUGCCAUCGCAGAACCUUCUCAAUACUGGGGGAUUUUUCUCAGGGCAAGAGGACAGGAGUGACUGUUUUCCUUGGAGAGGCCUUCGAGUUGCAUCUAUCUGUGGAUGGAAUCCUGUCACAGGGAGGAGAAAGGCUCCCUCUGCCAUACGCUUCAAGCUCUGUGUUUGCGGGUUUUGAAUUGGGCAGCGUGCAUUUGUGGAGCGAGGAAUUUGGUUUCUCCAUCCGCAUUGACCCUGCACACAACAUUCAGGUCACCCUCACCAAACACCAUAGCAACCACACCUGUGGUCUCUGUGGCAACUACAACUCUGUCCCUGGUGAUGACUACACUGCACAAGAAGGUUUUUUAACAGAGGAUUCAUAUGACUUUGCCAAUUCCUGGGCCAUGAAUGGUGCAUCAGAAGCAUGCAAGCGUGUUACUCCACCUUCUCAGACCUGUAACAGCACAGGAGCUUCAGCCAAGAACUUGAUCUCGCGGUGUGAGGCGCUGCGUACCUCUACAGUGUUCCUGCGCUGUGGUCACCUGGUGGAUGCAGAUGCGUUUGUGUCAGUGUGUGAGUCAGAUGUGUGUCACUGUGAAGAUGGUGAGGACUGUGUGUGUCAGGCUCUUUUGGAGUAUGCACGCACUUGUGCCAGCCAUGGACUGGUCCUGUCUGAGUGGCACACACAGAGCCAGUGCACCCCAAAGUGUCCAGUAGGCAUGCAGUACAGUGAAUGCUCUCAGGCAUGCUCCACUUCCUGUCAGAGUCUCAAUAUCCAUGAAGUGUGCAGGGAUGAGUGUGUGGAUGGCUGCAGCUGUGCAGUGGGUAAGGUGCUGGAUGGAGGUCAUUGUGUUGACAUAUCACAGUGUUCGUGCCAACAUACGGGCAAACGCUACCCUCCUGGCUCCACUGUUUCACAGGACUGCAACACAUGUGUGUGUCGCCAUGGAUCUUGGGAAUGCACCAAUGAGGAAUGCCCAGGAGAGUGUGUGGUAACAGGACAGUCUCACUUUAAAACCUUUGAUAAUAAGUUCUUCACCUUCAGUGGCUUCUGCCAAUAUCUUCUGGCUAAAGACUGUCAAACCAACCUGUUCUCUGCUAUCAUAGACACUGUGCAGUGUGCAGAUGACCAAGAUGCUGUUUGUACACGUUCAGUCACACUGAAGUUCCACAAUCUGGCCAAUCAGACGAUUAGGCUGAAACAUGGUGGUUUGGUUUCUGUGAAUGGAAUGGAUGUUCAAACCCCAUUAAUCAACGGACUGCUGCGGGUCCAGAGCACUGUGUUGUCAUCUGUUAGGUUGAACUAUGGAGAUGAUCUUCAGAUAGACUGGGAUGGCCGUGGACGUGUUGUGCUCAGGCUCAGUCCAGUUUAUGCAGGGAAAACCUGUGGUCUAUGUGGCAACUAUAAUGGUAACCAAGGAGACGACUUCCUGACGGCGGGAGGGCUGGUGGAGACGCGGGUGGAAGGGUUUGGAAAUGCAUGGAAGAUGAAUGCAGAGUGUGAUAACAUCCAGAAACAACCUUCAGAUCCUUGCAGCUUAAAUCCAAAAAGAGUGCGCUUCGCAGAGGAGGCAUGUGCGGUGCUGUUGUCGGUGAAGUUUGAACCGUGUCAUCAUGAGGUGAACCCAGCUCCAUACCUGAAGAACUGCCGCUACGAUGUGUGCUCCUGCACAGACGGACAGGAGUGUCUGUGUGCAGCUGUGAGCAGCUACGCAGCUGCAUGCUCUGCCAGAGGAGUGCUCAUCAACUGGAGGGGACAGGGAUACUGUGAACUGACCUGUCCAGGUGACCAGGUGUAUGACAUGUGUGGGAGAGUGUGUAAUCAGACAUGUCGAUCUCUGUCACUGCCGGACAGUGAGUGCCGCAACAUUUGUGAGGAGGGCUGUUUCUGUCCUUGGGGGCUGUAUCUUAGUGACACAGGAGAGUGUGUGCCACCAGACCAGUGCUCCUGCCACUACAAUGGAGAAAUCUACCAGCCCAAUGAUAUGUUCGCUGACCACCACUCCAUCUGUUACUGUGAGAAUGGCUCCAUGCGGUGCAGUUCCAGUGAACUUCCAGCAUCUGUGCUUUCGGAUCUUUUCUUUGAUGAACCUCCACUUUCCCGAGAACGUCGCUCUGUUUCCUGUCCGGCUCCACUGCAGCAGUUAAAAUGCGAGAGUGUGAGAGAUGUGGGCAUAGAAUGUGCUAGAACAUGCCAGAACAUAGACCUGGAGUGUGUGAGCCAGGGCUGCAUCUCUGGCUGUGUGUGCCCUCCUGGGACGGUUCGACACAGAAGAGAAUGCAUUCCUCCAGACCAGUGUCCCUGUUUCCAUAACAACCAUGCUUACGCGCCUGGACAGAGCAUUAACAUGGACUGCAACACUUGUGUGUGUGGUGGCCGGCAGUGGAAGUGUACUCAGCGAGUGUGUGAUGGUGUGUGUCGUACAGUGGGUGACUCGCACUACAUUAGCUUUGACGGACUGAAGUUUACAUUCCCAGGACCAUGUCAGUACAUCUUGGCUCAGGAUUACUGUAACGGCUUGGAUGGCACGUUUCGAGUUCUGGUGGAGAACUCAGCCUGUGGAACCAUAGGUCAUCGCUGCAGUAAAAGCAUCCAUGUGUUUUAUAUGGGAGGACUGAUAACCAUGGAGCAAGGAGAGGUGAGGAUGAAGAAGCCGGUGAUGAAGGAAACAGAUGUGGAGAUUGUACGCUCUGGAUUCUACUAUAUCAUUCUGCUCGGAAAACACAUCUCUUUAACCUGGGACACUGGAACUCACAUCAUACUGCAGAUCAAUGGCCAGUACAGGGGCAAAGUGUGUGGUCUAUGUGGUAACUUUGAUGGCAGUCAGAAUAAUGACCUAAUGAGCAGUAAUAAUCAGAUGGAGGUGGAUCCUAUAGACUUUGGAAACUCCUGGAAGGUCAAACCCAGCUGUGCUGCUGCUGUUCAGGUGCCAUCUCAGUGCAGUGCUGAUAUGGCGAAGCUAGUCACAGUGGAGCAGUCAUGUAGAGUGCUGAGCAGUGCCCUCUUCAGGGAGUGUAACAAUGUGGUGGACCCUGAGCCAUACUGGGAAAUCUGCACUCAUGAUACAUGUUCAUGUGCCUCUGUGGGUGACUGCGUGUGUUUCUGUGAUGCCAUUGCUGCCUAUGCUCAUGAAUGUGCCCAGAGGGGAGUGGUGGUAGACUGGAGGUCCAACGACUUAUGUCCACUGAGCUGUGAAGAUUUGAACAAAAAUGCAGGAGUGGAGUGUAUGUGGAAAUUUAAUGCCUGUGGUAGUGCUUGUCCUAUAACAUGCCAGCACCCAGAGCCCUUAAACUGCCCAAAUACCUGCCUAGAGGGCUGUCAUGCUUCCUGCCCUCCAGGUGAGGUCUUAGAUGAGGUUUUGAGACGCUGCGUGGAACCAUCUGAAUGUCAGGUGUGCAUGCAUAAUGGAGAACGAAUUUCUCAUGGGAAGCAGAUCAUUCUGCAUCAUGACGACCCCCAUCUCUGUCAGAUAUGCCACUGUGAGGAAAACACUUUGACUUGUGGUCCAUGCCCUCCCUUUGGCCCCACUACCACAUUAAGCCCAAUUACCAUGUCUACCACACUUACACCCCUCCCGUUCUCCACGCCAGUACCUGAGAACGCCUGCGACAGGGCAAUGGACCUGGCUUUUCUGGUGGAUGGCUCCUCCUCUCUGAGUGAGGAAGACUUUGGAUUGGUCAAGCUGUUCAUCCUGGGGGUGGUGGAGCGCUUUCGGAUGGGUUCAGCCCAUACAAGGGCUACUGUCCUCCUUUUCCACUCUGGGGUAAAGAGCUAUGACAUGCAAGUGCAGAAAUGGAUCUUCAGAAAGAUGGUGCGAGACAUGCAUUACAGUGGUGGUGACGUGGCCUUCAUGGACGAAGCCUUCAAGUACCUGUCCGUGUACAUUUAUGACAAGAACAAGCGAGAUCACGCUGGUCGUGUUGCCAUCAUGCUGACUGCUAGUGCCAACCCGCGGCCUAUGCGCACCACUCAGCGCCUGCUAAGAAAGAAAGACAUCACUGUCCUCACCAUUGCCCUUGGGCCUGAUGUGAACAUGGCACAAGUCAAUGAGAUCACCAAGGCCACACCUAGUAGCCGGGCAUAUGUGCUUAGCAGUGUUGGGGAGCUGGAGGAUCGAGCUUUUGAAAUUACAGAUUACCUCUGCACCUUGGGGCUGGACCCAGAGCCACCCAAGAAAACCACUACUCAAAAGUCCACCACUACUACCACCACUGUAAGCACUACAACCACUACACCCAGAACAGAGGUCAUCAAACCAAAUUUUGCCACUCUUCCUCCGACAGCUGCUAUUAUGACUGCGUUUCCCAGCAUCCCCAGCCCUGGAACAACCCUUGCUCCUCAGACAACAAUACGAGACAUCACCUUCCUACUAGAGGGAUCAGACAAUGUAGGAGAGGAAGGAUUUAACAGUACUCGGGAUGCACUAGUCGACGUUCUGGCAUCACUCAGCCAGGAAGAGGUGGAACACUUCCGGAUUACAGUGAUACAGUACUCCCUCACUGUUUCCAUUGAGAUAAGCAGGAUGGAACUGAGGCGCAGGGAGCUGAUUCUGCGCAGAAUGCGACAAAUCCGCUGGGGGGGUGGGGCCAAGGUGAACACGGGCAAUGCCAUUCGCUCCGUCUAUGAGUCCGUCACCACAGAAAGGCCCAGUCACUCUCCAGACCAGAUGGUGUUCCUCAUAACUCAGAGUCCACCAACUGAUGUGAUCCAACGCCCACCGAGCUCCACCCACACAAAGGUGUUCCCUAUUGGGAUUGGUCCCAAUGUGCAGGAGAUGGACCUAGAAAUGCUGAGCUUUCCAAACGCUCCCAUCAUGCUGAAGAAUCCUGAACAGCUGAACACACUGGGCCCCCUGCUGGUUAAUAUCAGCAGGACACUUAAAAGGCCGCUUAUACCAACACUACCACCCAGAGCUACACUACCCCCUUCAGUGCCCUGCUCCAAGCCUAUGGAUGUGCUGUUUUUACUGAGAGACACUGGUGAUCAGUUUGAGGACAUGAAAACUUUUGUGAGAUCAUUUAUAAAGAACGCUGACAUUGGUCAUAAUGGUACUCAGGUAGCAGUGGUUGUUUAUGGUGAGAAGCCAGUGGAAGCUGUAUCUUGGAGAGAUGAACAAAGUGCCAAAAAUCUUCUACAGCAGCUAGACAGACUACACAGCAAGACAGACAAUGCACCACGACUGGGUGCUGCAUUGCAGUUUGCUGUUCAGACUUCGAUUUCCUCUACAAGUGGGGGUAGGAUGGGUGUGGCUAAGGUUGUGGUAAUGCUGGUGAUUGACAGGUCAACUGACUCAGUACAGGAGCCUGCAAAUGAAGCUCUUACUGCUGGUGUUUCAGUGUUCCCCAUCGGAGUGGGUGAGCAUUACGAUCGCACUGAACUGGGCAUGCUCACAGGCCCACACGGCCAGGACAACGUUAUUCAGCUAAGGAGCACAGAUGACCUGCUCGCCAUGGUUACCUUGGACCGUUCAUUCACCGACAAACUCUGCAGGGCGGGUCCUCCUGGGGUGUGUGUGGAUGAUGAUGGAAAAGAGAGGAAGCCCGGAGAGACGUGGCUACUGGCAGAUGGCUGUCACUCACUGCUGUGUAAUCCGUCUGGUGUGGUGACGCUGCAGAGCCACAGGGUGAACUGCGAGAGGAUGGAACCUCCAGCUUGCAAGAACAGCCUCAGAGCUCUCAGAGUUAACCAAACUUGCGGCUGUACCUGGAAAUGCCCUUGUAUGUGCAUGGGUAGCUCCACCAGUCAUGUGGUGUCUUUUGGAGGCGCAGCUCUGAAGCUGAAAGGUGCCUGCUCUUAUUUGCUGCUUCGCUCAGGAGGGUCUGAGCUAGUGUUACACACGGCUGCUUGUAAGGGCUCACCAAGUCAAAUUUGUAUGAAGAGUUUGGAACUGAGAGAGGAAGGGACUAGUGUGGUGCUGAGAGAUGACAUGAAGGUGACUGUAGAUGGUGUGAUUACUGCAGUACCCUUCAGACGAGGUGGAAUAUCUGUCACUCAGAUUGGAGCUUUGCUUCAUCAGCUACGGUCAGAGACGCAUGGCUUCACCCUCACUUUUACUCCCCAUAGCAAUGAGUUCACCAUCAGCCUGGAUCUCACCAUGAUAACCAAGACCACCGGCAUCUGUGGUUCAUGCUCUGAUGAUCAGACACACCUGUUGCUUCCUGAUGGCUCAGUGGCUGCAGAUCCGGAUAUGUAUCUACGAGAAUGGGCUGUUGGCGAGUGUGUUUGGGGUGGGGGCGUGUCUGAGUGUGAGGCGGGUGUGGCGGAGGGCUGUGAGGUUUUAGCCUCGUCAGUGUUUGGUGAGUGCCAUGCUGCAGUGCCUCCUCAGGAUUAUGUGAAGAUGUGUAGACAGCUGGCCUGCCACCCUGCUGCCGUGUGUGACCUCAUCGCUGCCUACAGCAGUGUAUGUCGACAGCAGGGCGUGUGUGUGAACUGGAGAAAACCCAACCUGUGCCCCAUGCCUUGUCCUAACUCUAUGGAGUAUGAUGCGUGUCGUACGGGUUGUGUGGAGCAGUGUGGGCAUGGUCUGGCUGUGUUGGGUGAUAUGUAUGUGCGGGGUGACAGUUUGGUGAACAGUACACAGUGCUGGAUGGACCCCACUGAGGGCUGCUACUGCCCCCAUGGAACAGUGCUGCUUGGGGAAGAAUGUGUGGGCAGAGAGACCUGCAACCAGUGUUUGGACCAGCAUGGACAUGCUCACCAGUUCAUGGAGAGUUGGACUCCUGAUGACAAUCCAUGUUUACUGUGUGUGUGUCUAGAUCAGCAACGGAUCAACUGUACAGCCUUGCCCUGCACUCAUUCAAAGGCCCCUGUAUGCGGGAAGUGUGAGAUUCUUCUGGAGAAGAAGGAUUCUAAGUGCUGCCCUGAGUAUGAAUGCGUGUGUGACACUGCCAACUGUAAGGUUUCUGAUCCUCCACAAUGUGAAAAUGGUCUUAGCUCAGUUCUUACAAACCCAGGAGAGUGUGCACCGAUCUAUCAGUGUGUCUGUAGAAAAGAAGAAUGCUCUACAGCUAAACCCUCUUGUCCAGCCUACAAAAAACUGUCUGUGAAAAAGACAGAGUGUUGCGAUACGUUUGAAUGUAUUUGUGACUGUCAGAGCUCCACACAAGUUUGCCCGCCUGGUUACGUCACCAAAGAGCUGACCAAUGACUGUGGCUGUGUUGAGGUCACAUGCCUCCCUGAUAAGGUGUGUGUGGUGGAGGGAGUCGUGUAUCAGGUGGGCAGCAGAUGGGAGGAGAAGUGUAAGACGUGUGUGUGCACAGAGCAGACAGACAGAGUGACUGGACUGCAUAUCGUGCAGUGUGUGGAUCCUGUCUGCAAUCAGAUCUGUCCUGUGGGCACCACAUACUCUCACUCAGAGGGAGAUUGCUGUGGUCAUUGUCGUAAAUCUAGUUGUGUAGAGGAGGAUGCAACACACGGAGGCCGCUUACGACUGGUGGGAGAGCGCUGGGUGUCUCCUGAUAACCGGUGUGUGGUGAAUGAGUGUUUGCAAGUAAAUGAGGAAGUCUUUAUCCAGCACACUAAUGUCUCCUGCCAACUCAUGGACACACCCACUUGCCCGCUGGGCACAGAGCUCCACUGCAACACUGUAGAUGACUGCUGCCCUUCCUGCAGUUGUGUCCCUGUAGAUGCAUGUGUUUUGAAUCAUACUCUUAUUGGGGCCGGUGAAAGCAUGAUAAUGGAUGCGUGUACACACUGUAGGUGUGUGGAUAAGCUGGGAAAAUACCACCUGUCUUGUAGGAAGAUGAGCUGUUCACCCUGUACAGAGGGUUACACUCUAGAGCCAAUUCCAGGUGCUUGCUGUGGCCGGUGUGUAGCAUCUGCCUGCUCCAUCCAACGACCUGAUGGACAGUUAGUCAGCCUGCAGGUGAAUAGCACACGUGAAGACGGCUGCAGCAAACACAGCUGCAGUGUGAAUGAACACGGUGAGCUAGUGCUGGAGACUGUAGUGACCACCUGCCCUCCACUGGACCGAGCCCACUGUCUGGAGCAUGGGGGUAAAAUAAGCCAGAUUGGAGACAGCUGCUGUGAGAUGUGUACUGAGCCAGAGUGCAGGAGGAUGGUGGGUUUGCUGAAUUAUGUCAAGAUAGAUGACUGCCAGUCAGAGGAAAAACUGGAACUCAGUUACUGUGAGGGGCAGUGCCGCAGUAAGUCUGUGUAUUCUCUGGAGAAGAAUCGUGUGGAGAACCAGUGUGUGUGUUGCGCUGCUAAGGGCACUCUACCACUGAGUGUUUCUCUACGCUGUGCUAACGGCACGCACAUUCCCCAUCAAGUCCUCACCGUCACUGGCUGUGACUGUCAGGCUCAUGCCUGUCCCUCUGACUGAGAACGUACAAUGUCACACACCCACACACACAUGUAAACAUACUACAGGCACACAUGUGCUCAGUAUGUAACACUCAGUGACUGGUUGUGAAACUUUAACACGCAUACACACACAGCAGGGCCACUGUCUGUCUCUAUAGCUAGACUGUGUUACUGUAUGUGACAUUGCAUGACACUCCUUAUUAAAGUAUACUUAAAAAAGCAAUAACUCAUGCUGUCAUAAAUCAACAUGUAAUCAAUAAACACUAUCCACAUUUCCA